Helianthus annuus (common sunflower) is the source of this 2529-nucleotide messenger RNA. RefSeq lists its product as uncharacterized. NCBI's taxonomy places the organism in Eukaryota, Viridiplantae, Streptophyta, Magnoliopsida, Asterales, Asteraceae. The coding region runs from base 1 to 2529 and encodes 842 amino acids. The record is from RefSeq and is a predicted model, not a curated record. The transcript has 4 exons.
AUGUGUAAAUUAGCGAAUAUCAGUGGCACUAGUGGUUAUAAGGAAAAUAGUAAAGGGAAGAAAAAAGCGGUAAAAAUUUUGCGUUACCUUCCCAUCACAAGUAGACUUAAGCGCUUAUAUGCCUCAAGACACACUGCUAAGGAAAUGUUGUGGCACGAUAAAUACAGAACCAAAGAGGAGGGGGUUCUUAGACAUCCAGCAGAUGGAAAGGCAUGGAGACACUUUGAUACAAUGUUUCCUGAUUUUGCAAAGGAUCCUAGAAAUGUUCGCCUAGGGCUUGCAAGUGAUGGUUUCAAUCCGUUUGGUGCAAAGAGUCUCUCCUAUAGUAUGUGGCCUGUUGUGCUCAUACCAUACAAUAUGCCUCCUUGGAAGUCUAUGGUCGAUGCUUCAUUAAUGUUGACAUUGCUGAUUCCUGGAAGCGAUUCACCAGGUAAUGAUAUUGAUAGCACGAGUGGAUAUAAGGCAUGUCCAAUAUGCAAUGAAUAUGCGAGCAGUAUACGUUUACGAGAUAGAAUAGGAUAUGUAGGUCAUGGGCGAUUUCUCCCGACUGAUCACUCUUGGAGGAAAGCAGGAGAUUUUAAUGGACAGAGAGAGACUAGGCUUGCACCUAAAAUUGUCAACGGAGAUGAUUGCUUACAUCAGUGGAAACAUCUCUCUAUACAUCAACAUGGAAAACAUCCGGAUCAUGUAGGUAAAAAGAGAAAACGGAACUCACAUGAUAUAAACUGGUCAAAGAAAAGCAUCUUCUUCGAACUCCCAUAUUGGCCUAAGUUAUUGAUUCGUCACAACAUUGAUGUGAUGCAUGUGGAAAACAAUCUGUGUGAGAAUGUGUUGGGAACCCUAUUAAACAUAAAAGGAAAGACGAAAGACACUGACAAAGCCCGACUAGAUUUGGAAGAUAUGAACAUACGUAAAGAGCUUCACUUGGUUAGAAAGAAUGAUCAUUGGGUUAAACCACAUGCUUUGUAUGUUUUAACUCGAGAUGAGAGAAAACAAUUUUGUAAUUUACUUAGCUCUGUGCGUUUCCCAGAUGGGUAUGCUGGAAAUUUAGCUAAAAAUGUGAUUGCUGAGCAAGGUAAGGUACAUGGGCUAAAAUCACAUGAUUGUCACGUCUUAAUACAAUGCCUAAUUCCUAUUGCAAUCCGUCCCUUUAUGACAAAACAGAUUCGUGAGGCAUUAGUGGAGUUGUCUCAGUUUUUCAAGAAACUUACUCAAGUCACAUUACACGUGAAUGAGUUGGAAGCGUUGCAAGAAGAUGUAGUUAAGAUUUUGUCCAAGCUUGAACGUAUAUUUCGCCCAUCAUUUUUUACAGUUAUGGUGCACUUGUGUGUGCAUCUUCCUCAAGAGGCAAUUUUGGGAGGACCUGUACAAUCGAGGUGGAUGUAUCCAAUCGAAAGAUACCUUGGCCAUUUAAAAAAAUAUGUUAAAAACUUAGCUAAACCCGAAGGCUCGAUAGCAGAAGGUUAUGUUGUUGAAGAAGCUAUAACAUUUUGCUCACACUAUUUACGAGGUGUUGAAUCCAAGUUAGACAAACAUGACAGAAAUGAUGACAAAACCUCUAGUGAUGCUCAAAGUUGUGCGUUGGAUGUUUUUAGAUUGAAUGGUCGAGGUAUUGGGAAGAAAGAAGUACUUAUCCUUCCUAGUAAUCUUAUGAAAAAAGCAAUAUGGUUUAUCUUCAACAAUUGUCAAGAGGUUCAGCCGUACUUAGAAGAACACUUGCGGUUUUUACAAAUGCAACAUCCGGAAUCAUCAGAUUUUUACGAGAUGCAGCAGUCUACAUUCUCGACUUGGUUUGCAAAACGGAUUCAAGAGAUGUAUGCGCUAAAUCCAUCUCAAAUUAAUGAAGAGUUAUAUGCAUUGUCUUGCCUUCCUGAUAAUCGAUUGUCAUCACACAGGGGUUAUAUCGUGAACGGGGUAAAAUUUAUACUUAAGUCAAACGAUGACAGUAGACAAACACAAAAUUGUGGAGUUACAGUAUCGGGCGUUCAUAAUGAUAUCGAAGAUGACUAUUAUGGAUUUCUUGACGAAGUCAUUGAAUUGUCAUUUAUAAGAGGUUAUCGUAUUAUAUUAUUCAAAUGCACAUGGUUUGAUACUGAUCGUCGAAGAAAGAACGUGAUAUUUGAACCUCAUUUUAUAAGCAUAGACACGUCUCGACAUGCUUACAAGGAGGAUCCUUUCAUCUGUGCAAACCAGGCUAAACAAGUGUUUUAUAUAAAUGAUCCACUUAAACCAAAUUCACAAUGGAAAAUCAUUGAAAGAAUUACCCACAGACACUUGUGGGAUAUUCCAGAAGACAAGAAUGCAGAAGAUUUGUUAGAAGAUGUCAACCUUCACCGUAAAGAUAUUGAAGAAGAAAUUGUUGAAAACGUUGAUGUUGAUGGCACUAUAGAUGAUUUUAUCAAUGACAAGCUAGAUGAUUCUGAUCAUAGCAUGGAAGAUUUUGGUUCAAAGUCAAAUCUGGAUGAUUCAGACACUGAUAAACCCAAUAAUGAAAUGGAAAAUGAUAAGUCAGACGAUGAUGAUUGGUAA